Molecule: messenger RNA, 2705 nt
Organism: Melitaea cinxia (Glanville fritillary)
Lineage: Eukaryota; Metazoa; Arthropoda; Insecta; Lepidoptera; Nymphalidae
Gene: mwh
Exons: 10
Coding region: 1-2601 (866 amino acids)
Biological process (GO): cortical actin cytoskeleton organization; regulation of cell shape; cell migration
Cellular component (GO): cytosol
Molecular function (GO): actin filament binding; small GTPase binding
Source: RefSeq, a predicted model, not a curated record
AUGAGUGAGCUGACUUUACUGGAAGGAAUGGCUAAUUGCGGGGGUUGGAGCGAGGAACCUGUAUCCAGGGAUAAACAGCGACCACCGAUUUACAACCCAGAAGAUUACGCGACGUCCCUCAAAAAAUGGGGCAAGAAGACAGGAACAGGCAGUUUAUAUGACCUGGAUCCCGGACAGGAUCCAAAUAAGGCAAGAACACUACCCACGCCGGGCAGUAAGGAUUUCAGGAAUCCAUGUCUUAACCUCAGUGAGGAGAUGAGUCUCCGUCAGUUCGGCACGCCCAGCGAAUUACUUACCAAAUUAAGAGCAGAUCUCAGGCUUUCGUUUCCAAGUUUCGUGCAAGAGUUCGCGUGUGAGCCGCUAGAUGGCGUUACUUUGCUACUGGAAUUACUCCGAAACAUUCAGCUCAGUCAAACGGGAGAUGCGGCACGGGGUCCACCUGCAGUGAGACGAAGGCCACUGUUAGAUGAACUGGCUUGCCUACAAUGCCUUUGGAGCUGUUGCACUCGUUACUCCGACUGCGUGAGACGUCUCGUGGCUUGUUCAAAUGGGGUUUACGCACUUACAGUCUGCAUUAUGUCCACCGUUAACAAGACCAGAGUACUGGCUUUGCAGCUCCUAACAAAAGCGUGCUACCCACCAGCAAGCGGUCACAGUAUGAUAUCGGAAGCAUUAUCUACAUUACGUCUCCGUUUCGGAGAGCCGGUCCGAUUCAGAUUCUUAGUUGGGAUGCUGCAAAGCGCUGCCGGAUCCGGUGACUUACAAGCAGCGGGCUUAGCCUUCAUAAAUGCACUAUUAGCCAGUGCACCUACCCCUCAAAGAAAGCUUUAUAUUCAGGCAGAAUUGGAGCAAGCUGGAUUCGAUAUUGUCACUUUGAAGAAGACUGUCGCCAAGUUGCCAAAUAUAAAUGAAAACGUUAGCACUGAGAUAGAGAACUAUGAAAAGCAACUGAUCGAUAUUGACACGCUCAAUGAAAAAGCUAACGAGGCGCUCAAGGAAAAAGAUGAUCUUAGGAGCAAACUCGAAUUACUGGAAAAAAGAGUCAAGAUACUACAAGAAGAGAAAGGAAUAUUACUGUCCUUAGAAAAAUGUCUCCAAGAGAAGUGCUGUGAACUACAAGAGGAAGUCAGCACGCUUAGAUCCGAACACGGCAAUCCUAAUAGAAAGAAGAGCUUUGUUACUAAGAAAAAAAACUCGACGCAUAAAAAUAGAGACGAAUCAUCUCCACCGGAAGACGAAGGCAUAAGUUCUUCUGAACGCUCCUUAAGCCCCGAAGCCGACCCACAGCGAGAUUCAAGUGUCUACGAAGUUUUUAACAUUAAAAACGAAACAUUCGAUCUGAUGCGUAACAAACGUACUCUACACAAAAAAUUAGAGAUCGCUAAAAAGAACGAAAAGAAAUCAUCCGACGAAGACGACGAAACCACUAUAGACGAAGUUAUACAAGAAUUAAGGAACAUAGUCAAUCAUGCGGAAACAGGAAAGUAUAGAGAUAGACCAUACGAUGAUAGGUCUAGGUGUAAUGAUGAUUCAGAAAUAACGAUGCCGAUGGACUAUCAGAAACAAAAGUCUGAUAAAGAAGAUUCAAUCACGAGCACAAGACACAGCAUCCAAAUAACGAACAAAGAUUUAGACGAUGAAAAUGACAACGAACCUGAAAUAGUGCCUAGCAAAAUACUACCCCAUCCACCGAGAAAAGCCAAAAGCUUAAUACACUUAUUCGUCCCACCGGUAGAACAAGGAUUGUUAUACAGUAAAGCUCCAGAUCUUUUAGAAGAUAACAACUUCUAUUCAAGUGAUGAAGGAUCCGAUUCCUUGCUAAGUGCUUCCCGUUGCCAAAAUAAUGUAACUAAAAAAACAUCGAUAACCAGUUUCGAUUUCAGCGAAUGUCGGGCUAAAUUUAAUUCCGUCGAACAUGACGAUGUUAAAAUCAAAAGAACUAAGUCUAGAUCUAGGGAGGAUAAGAAGAGUGUUAAACGGAGCGAGUCCUUCCAAAAUUCGGAAAAAGGAUCGCGUCAAAGGGAAUACAUAGAUAGCAUGUUCUUUGAAACACAGAAUCCAACUGAAUCCGGUCAGAGAUCGAACAACCGUGUCGACGAAAUAGUUAAUUUGAUCGAAUCAAAGAAAUUGACCAAGAGUUUGGAUAGAAUCGAUGAAGGCUUAAACUCGAUGGUCGAUAUUGUCAUGACGUCGGAGCCCAAGAAGCCCAUCUGGUCGUACGAAAGGAGACAGAGAUCUUGUUCCAGAACAAGCAGUGACGCUGGCAACGAAUCUCCUCUCCUACCUCUAACGAGAUCGAAUAGCAAAAUACAGACUUACAAUACCAAAUCGAGUUUCAAGAAUGAGAAAAUCGAACCCAAGCUAUUGCCACAGAAGAAUUUUGAUAAUACUAAUUUUAAUAACGCGUUUAUUAUGAAAAGGGGUAGUAAUUCGGUUUUCUAUUCGGGUACUUUGCUUAGAGAAGCGCCCGCGAGUAUGACUAGUUUGGUGAUGACGGGCACACAUAGUUACGGCGAUUUGAAGAAAACAAUAUCGCCAGUAGGAUCUGUGGGUAGUUUUGGAAUGAAUAAAGUAACUGAUAUGCCUUCGGGACUAUACUAAGAUGUUUUUUAUUAUUUUACAGUAAUUUAUAGUUACCGGCGCGAGUGUUGAGCGCUGAUCGUCAACUUGACUUUGACAUUUUAUGGAUAUACAAAAUUGUUUUU